CAAACAGCAGGGAGGAACAGAUGUUUUCACUACAGGCUGAGAGGCAGCUGCUCUUUCACAAUCACUGACGGACUCGGCGAGACGCGCGUGUUUACCGAGAUCACACUGUGUGCAGUGUCCUUGAGCUGAGUCUCUGGUAGCGUGACGGGGAAGUGGGAGAGCAGGACUUCACUGCCAGUAGAGACCAGGUGGCAUCCAUGGGGCGGAGCCCGGCUGUCAUGUGGACCUGCCUGCUGGGGUCCGGACUGACCCUGGCCUUCUGCGUUAUAACCUCCAUGGCUGAGCCCCAACCCCCGCAGCUGAUUGACUGUGUGUUCCGUCAUCGAGCCAACAUCACCUGCCGCUGGGAGGAUGGCGACACCCUGACGACAAGCUACACUCUGCAUGUUGAUUUGAUGUUUGAACAAGAGGGCAGACCUAUAAAGACAUUCACCUGCAGCACAUCUGGAACCAGCUGCACAGUGCAGUUCAGCGACUCUGUGAGGAAUUGCUUUUGCAUCACUAUCACGGCACACAGUCACAACCGGAACAUAUCAUCAAACCGUCGGUGUCAGUCUGGCAGUAUUGAAGUGAUGUUGCCUCCAGUGCCCAUGAGCAGAGUGAAGUCAGUCAGUGGGAGACCUGAGUGUCUGAAUGUAACCUGGAACCGAACCGUGUCGGUCUUUCCUGUGGCUCUCUCUGAAAUCAAAGAUGGGAAACUGUUGUCCCAGAUAAAGUACACAGCACAGGGGCAGUCCGAUGCUCAGGUGAAAAAUGUGACUGGGAGAGACACAUGGUUCGAGGUUUGUGACUUCAAGCCUGACACUUUAUACACUGUCAGACUUCGUCACAGGUUCCAGAGUCCAAAGAGUCCCUGGAGCCCGUGGAGCAACGCCUGCCAGGGAAGGACAGGAGAGGAUGCUCCAUCUGCAGCACCAGCCUUCUGGAGGCAAGUGAAACAAACAGACAAGGAUGGUUGGAGGCUCGUCUCACUGCUCUGGAAGGUGUUGCCUCAUUUUCUAGCAAAUGGCAGAGUUCUCUUCUUCAACGUGACGUGUCAGACAGAAGGUGCCCAGAACCUGAGUGAUCUUGGGGGCUGUGUAAAUUUGCACCACACAAGUACUUCCUGUAGCUUGCUCCUGCCUGCUGGACGAUGCUCCUGCGCUCUGACAGCCUCCACCUCUGUAGGGAGCUCACCAAAAGCGCGAGUAUGGCUCAGUGGAGCUUCUGAGACAGAGCCACCACCACCGAGCCAUAUCACUGUAAGUCCACUGGGUGACUCGCGCUUGGAUGUUAAUUGGACAACCUCAGUCAGUUCGUCAACGAGUGGCUUUGUGGUGGAAUGGUUUGCUGUCAGAGAGAAGAACAGCGGCAUCCUACACUGGGAAAAGCUGAAUAGUUCCUGCACAGGGCUGGUCAUCACCGAGGGAGUGAAGCCAAUGGAAUGCUAUGCUGUUACUGUCAAAGCACUGUACAAUGAACGAGGGACGGGGCAGAGCAGUACAAUGCAAAUUUACACACGCCAAGGAGCGCCCUCAGCUGGUCCUAAGGUGGUGGUGCAGCAGAUCUCCAGCAGCAGAGUGGAGCUCAAGUGGAGUCCUGUACCUGUAGAGCAGCUUCAUGGUUUCAUCCGCAACUACACAAUCUUCUACACAACAGCAAACCGACCAGCCAGGAGAGUGACUGUGCCUGGUCACGCUCUCCGUCACUCUCUGGAGCAUCUGCCAUCUGGUAACUAUGACAUCUUCAUGAAGGCCAACACUGACGCUGGAGCUGGAGCUGCUGGGCCCAUCGCUAAUGUUCACAUAGGCUAUGAGGAAAUCAAGAUAGUGAUGUAUGCCGUCCUUCCUCUCAUCCUGAUGUCACUGGCGCUGGUGCUGAUGGUCUGCCUCGCCCAGAAUAAGAGGGUGAAACAGAAGCUGUGUCAGAACGUCCCUGAUCCUUCUAACAGCACCUUGGCACACUGGACCCCAAAAAUCACUCUGGAGAGUAUGAAGCAGCCUGCAAUGACAGAGAAGACCAACAUCAAAUGCUCUGAAGUUAUUUUGCUUGGUGAAAGUGAGCUGCAGAACUUCAACCCAGACCAGGACCUCAGUUAUGAAACAUAUCCCUCUCCCCACGAGUGUCUGAUUCCUGAUUCAGGCGCUCAGACACCUCAAAAUACUAGAAGAUCUGAGAAGAAGUAUGUCAAAGCCUCAACUGCCUCCUGCUCCUCUAUCUACUCCAAUGUCGUCUUCUCUCAGGCGCUCGAUGGUGUCCCUUCACCCUACCUGUGCUAUCUCCAAUCCAAUGACUGGCAGCACAGCACUGUUAGUGACAUUAAGCUGCAGCUAGGUGGCGACAGUGAGCCGUGUGUGUCUCUGCAGGGCAGGAGCACCACCAGAUCUGAUUCACCUCUGUCCCAAGCAGAUGAUCUAAAAACCCUCCAUGUUUUUCUGAGACAGCAUCAAAGUCCUGUGUUCUCCCAUUUGUCCUCCACCCCGCUCUUUCAACCAGCUGUCACGUCACCUCAACACCCUUUUUCCCAAAGCCUCUGUAACGUCCCAUCACUGCAGCACGACCCCUUCGCUUGCCCCAGUGACACUUUUACGACACCAUUGUCACCUGAUCUCCACUCUGCGUUAGUGGAUUUCUCCUACUGUCCCGUGGAGUGUGAUCCUUACAUCUCCCUUUCUGUUUAAUCUGAUGCAGGAAAAUAAAACUUGGAUUCGUUUUAUUAGUGUCCAUGAAAAUAUGCACACCCCUUUGACUUUUAAUCAAAACUUUAAAUUGACUAUCAUACUAAAAUUUUAGAAUUAUUUUAAAUCAGUUUGAUCAAGAGGUUUUUUUCUGACUUUUUUUUAAUGUUUAGUGUCCCCCCCCAAAAAAAAUGAAGGAAUAGUCGGACAUUUUAAGAAAUACACUUAUUUGCUGAAUGAUAUACAAGAAGCUCGAUACCAAUAUUAUGUCUGUCUGUUUGGUAUAGAGCUGGAUCCAGCAGCCAUUUUGCUUUGCUUUGCUUAGCUUAGUUUAGCUUAGCUUAGCUUAACGUAGCAUAAGACUGGAAACAUUGAGAAACGGCUAACCUGGCUUUGUCAGAAGCUAAAAAUAAUCAAAAGUGAUACAUAAUCUAAAGUGUGGUACGGGGGCUAAUUUAGCCCAGCUCAGACCAAAGAUUCGCCAUGAGACGAAACCCUUUCAGAAUGUUGCAGAGAAAAGUCGCAGCGGUUUGACCUGGCCGUUUUGAGCUCGACUCAAGCCGACUGAUGGUGUCACCUGCAACUCAGCUGGUCAAAUCGCCGGCAGGUGGUUUUCGAAGGCAAAGCACGUCAGCUAUUUCAAAAGGCAAUCGGCUUGUAGUGAAGUCCUCUGGUCAAGUCAAAAUGACUGCAGACGGCGUGUUCGCUUGCAUGCUCGUUUUGUUUCUGUUUUUCGCUGUUCCAUCACAACUACAAAUGCAACUGUAGACAGUAUCUCACUAUCACUAUCCUCAUUCAUAGUUUAAGAAGCUACAAAUUAUAUUCAGCCACAAAAUAAGCCUGAAAAGCUGCAAACAGAGCAGAGUUACAGAGUUGUUGCAUAGAGAUGAUACACCAUCUCAUCUAGUUGCAUUGGUGUGAACCGGCAGGUUUUUAGAACGUUGCAGAACGACGUUGCCUGUUUCAACUCGUCUCAUCGUGAGUCUUUGGUCUGAACUGGCCUUUAGCUGACCUUCAUACAGCUGUUUCCCCUUGCUUCCAGUGUUUAUGCUAAGCUAGGCUAAUCAGCUGCAGGCCGUAGCUCCAUAUUUUCCCUACAGCCAUGACAGCGGUAUCAAUCUGUUCAUGUAACUCUAGGCAAGAAUACCAAUAUGUUUCUCAAAAUAAUCAAAUUAUUAAUUAUAUUCACUUUGUUUGAAUUUGACAAAGCAUUAAAAAACACAAGGGGGGUGAAUAUUUUUGAUCGAACACUGUAUUGUUUGUGGUUGAUAUAUUUUUGUAUGCUUGAUGCAUUGUGAUGAAUUUAUAAUGUGUUUUUGACACUGUACUUCUUUACGCAGCUGAUACAUGUACUGUUUAGUAUGCUUAGGCCUUUACUUGAAUACUGAGGAAUGUAAAUAACCUAAAAUGCUUCUGUACAUACUGUAUGUACUGAUGUUUGGGAAUGCCUGUUCUAUUUUUCUAUCCAGUGAACCUUUAUUUAUGAAUGUGCUAAUAUACAGAAAAAAUAAUAAUUUAACAGAAUAUUUCACCCACAAAGUGAUCAUUUGUAAAUCAGCUACUCGCCCCGUGUUACCUUGAGUUUGUGAAGAAAAAAUAAUGUUUCUCACAUGCCUCCACAGUGAACGAAAAAUCCAAAAACAAAAAAAAAACUCUUGAUGAAUUGAAGGAAAGGGGGACCUUGAUUAACAACAGCAAAACUAUGCACUGGCUCGCCCAGGUGCGCCACUCAUAUGAAUAAGUGUUUUGGGGGCUGUGUCAACCAAAGCGUUUUUUCUGGGGCCGGCAUAUAUUUUUAAUUUGUCACGAUGGGAGCACCGUGUAUUUAUGCUGUGCUACAAGCGCCAGCAGCCUGACUAGGCACUGGGCGUAAAUUCUGCACUAAGCAUUGCCAGUUAGGUGUUUUUAUCGAGAGUUGAAAUUUUGGAUAAAAAUGCUGCGCUCGUCUAUGGCUGCCCCCUAACAGUCGACCAAACGUUAGUCAACCAGAAAGGUCAUUAGUCGGCAAGAUUUCAUUGGUUGCUUAGUCUAAACUAUUAGAAGCUGCACCUUGUCCAAAAAAAAAAAAAUCAAAACCUAAAUGACUGGACCAUGUAGGAAUUUAAUUUGAAAGGACAGACACAGGAAGAUGCCACGCUCAGCAGUCAGACAGGAGUCCCUUUAAAAACUUUACUGCUUUGCUGACAGCGUCAUUAACAGGCGGCUCGCUCAGUGUGUGACGUGCACUUGUAGAUAAAAUAUAGGCCUAUAUUAAUGAAGGUUCAUUUGUACAGUUUUGUUUUUCUCUGUAAUGUAGCACAGUGUUAACAAUGUUACUGAUACUAUUCUUUCUCACACCUUCAACUCAAACCAUUGUGUUGCCCCACCCAAAACAUAUCAUUUGAUUAUUAAAUUAAUAUCGUAAACAUGCGGGCGACUAGUCGACUAAUGGUCCUAAAUGAUGACUAUUGGUCGACUAGGAAAAUUCUUAGUCGGGGGCACCCCUAUGCUCGUCACUGUCACUUAAGCCAUUAAAUCACAGUGGAGGAGGGACAAAUACCACAAACUAUCCCAGCUGGGCAUUUACAGCUGGACACGGGGCCUAAAAUCAUAAUGUUUUAGCCAAAAUGCAUUUGUUAGGGAAGUCCUGAGCAUACUACUGGAUAAAUGAGACUUGGAUUAUACUGCAGGAGUUGUGUGAACACAUAUUUUCAUGUAGUUUUACUGUUGUUAAAUGUGGCCCCCAUUUACUCCAAUUCAUCAAGAAUUUCCUCUGUUUUUGGAUUCUUCAUUCACUGUGGAGGCAUGUGAGAAAAACAAAGUAUUCUUCACAAAUUCAGUGUAACGCAGGGUGAGUUAUUGAUAUACAAAUGAUCAUUUUGUGGCUGAACUGUUCCUUUAAGAUGUUUGAAGGGUUCAUUUUUGGGGUUGAAAUAUGGGGUUAUGAUUUUCAGUGCAGGAAAAAAACCCAAAUCAUUUUGUGAAAAGAAAACUUAAACUUUGAAGUGACUAACAUAACACUGGAAACAAAGAGUUGUUAGAUUUGUGCCAGUUAUAUGCGUCUUCUUUCUAUCCAUCAUAUCCCUGCUGGCCAGUUUCUCCUGGUGGCAGCUGUUUCUCUUUGUUUAUGCAGUUUGUCCCAACACUUCCCCUCGACGUAUUACAUAUUUUGUCUGUUACGCACUCGCAGUUGGACCUUUUCAGAGUUCUGUCAGUUAUCUCAUGUUGCUUUGAAAACUCACAUACCUUAGAUUCAGACCUGUUUUAUAGUUCAGAGCUGCUGACUGGUAUUUAAUCUCACAAUAAGCCACUUCUGUAGCAGUGUUUGCUGUAACUGUGAUUACUUCAAGUUCUUCUCAGUUUGUAAGAUGUGUUAGAGCAUUUAAAGCUGUGCAUGAGCCAUCAUUUCAACAGUAAAACAGAACAUAUGCUGUGUGUGGA
Molecule: messenger RNA, 6077 nt
Organism: Epinephelus moara (kelp grouper)
Lineage: Eukaryota; Metazoa; Chordata; Actinopteri; Perciformes; Serranidae
Product: interleukin-6 receptor subunit beta
Exons: 16
Coding region: 198-2660 (820 amino acids)
Biological process (GO): cytokine-mediated signaling pathway
Cellular component (GO): signaling receptor complex; external side of plasma membrane
Molecular function (GO): cytokine receptor activity; cytokine binding
Source: RefSeq, a predicted model, not a curated record